AUGCAUCUCAAGACCAUACUAAGCCUAGGAUGGGCAGUCGGGGCAGCCCUGGGCUAUACCAUCCGAGGGUUCGGCCGGCAGUGCGGUACGGCGCCUCCCUCCGCGGACCAUUACAAGGUUGCCAAGCAGUUGGCCGAGAAGGAGGGUGCAAUGCGUGCAGCUGCGGUUAUCUCGGUGAAGCCGGUCACUGUUAAUGUAUACGCUCAUGUCGUGGCUGGAACGAACAGUUCCGCCAUGGGAUAUCUUACCAAUGCUACAAUCGUGGAUCAGAUCAAUGUCCUUAACACGGACUACCACAACACCGGCUUCAGAUUCCAUCUCCAAGGCGCCGACUGGACCAUCAACCCCGACUGGGCCGUCAACGUCAACCCAGACGACAUGAAGCGUGCUCUCCGCAAGGGCACCUACAAGGACCUGAACAUCUACUUCCUUACGCGCAUCGACGGCAACCUCGGCUACUCGUUCUACCCCUCGGACGCGACCCAGGGGUCCAACGACUGGUACCGCGACGGAUGCGUCAUCCUUGCCUCGACGACUCCCGGUGGAAGGGAGCCCAACUUUAACUUGGGCAGGACGACGACGCAUGAGGUUGGUCACUGGUUUGGGCUGUUCCAUACAUUCGAUGGUGGGUGUGAGGAGACGGAUGGUGGUGAUUUCGUCGAUGAUACGCCGGCGCAGGAGAGUGCUACUGAUGGAUGUCCUAUUGGGAGGGAUUCGUGCCCGAAUAAGGAGGGACUUGAUCCUAUCCAUAACUACAUGGACUAUUCUUACGACCGGUGUAUGGAGGAGUUUACUUUUGGCCAGAUCCAACGCAUGAGGAGCUAUUGGGAGAGGUUCCGGGCUAACAAAUAG
Molecule: messenger RNA, 852 nt
Organism: Scedosporium apiospermum
Lineage: Eukaryota; Fungi; Ascomycota; Sordariomycetes; Microascales; Microascaceae
Exons: 4
Coding region: 1-852 (283 amino acids)
Molecular function (GO): metallopeptidase activity
Source: RefSeq, a predicted model, not a curated record